UAAGCAUCAAGUGCAGUCACUGCAGAACGAAUUGGCUGUAACUUCAUUCAGUCUUUGGUCCCCGGCUAUGUUAAAAGUGAGGCUCUUGAGUUUCUUCUACCAUUCAUAAGACGUCUUCUUGGUGCAAAAUAAAUAAAUAAGUAAAAAAAUAAUAAUUUUCAAGAAAGAGGAAAAAAUAUUUAUUUAAUAAAAACAACAUUUAGAGGAAUUUGUUGCAGACAGCUGUCGAAUGCUACAGAGCAAGACAAAGUUUCACAAUGAUGCCUAUACCACUCUUACUUCUGCUUUCCUAUACCGCAGUAAGUGUUGUCUGUGGGGUUGAAUCUGAAGAGGAUUAUACUUGGCACUUAAGAAAAGUACCACAAGUGUUGAACAAGAGAACAGUCACACUGAGUAGCCCAGAAUUCAAAGCCGAAGCCAAGUCAGCAUUAAAUGGAACUUGUGGAAUUGAAUGCCAAAGCAGACUGCCAUUGGCAAGUGUAGCUGACCUUGAGAACUUCCUUUCAUACGAGACUGUUUAUGAGAACGGCACUCGUACCUACACAGAAGUGUACUUCAGGGACUUUGAUGUGCAGACAGAGCAUGAGGUCAAGAAGGAUUCUCAUUCACGGAGGAAAAGGCAAGUCUAUGGCAUGGAUAGCAGAUUCAGUAUCUCUGACAAGCAGUUUGUGACCAAUUACCCUUUCUCUACAACCGUAAAAAUCUCCACAGGCUGCACAGGAAUCCUCGUGUCUCCGAAGCACGUUCUCACAGCGGCACACUGCGUCCACGACGGGACAGACUACGUCAAAGGCGCCAAGAAGCUGAGGGUGGGGAUUCUGAAACUGAGGUCCAAACGUAGAGGCAAGAAGAGGAAAGGAUCCAAGCGGAACAAAAGGGCUGCGGAGGUGAAGCCAUCGUUCCAGUGGACUCGGGUCAAGCACACUCAGGUGCCAAAGGGUUGGUUCAGAGAAGUAACAGAUGACGUGGCAGUGGAUUACGACUAUGCUGUGCUGGAACUAAAGCGGCCGCACAAGAAGAAAUUCAUGGAACUUGGAAUCAGUCCCACUGUAAAGAAAUUGCCAGGUAGCCGGAUCCACUUUUCUGGGUUUGAUGAUGACAGACCGGGGCAGUUGGUGUAUCGCUUCUGCCGCGUCUCAGAUGAGUCCAAUGACCUGAUGUAUCAGUACUGCGACGCUCAGCCUGGCUCCAGUGGCUCAGGAAUCUACAUCCGCCUAAAGGAACCAGAAAAGAAGAAGUGGAAGAGAAAGAUCAUCGGGAUUUUCUCUGGUCACCGAUGGGUGGAUGUAAAUGGCAUGCAGCAGGAUUAUAACGUGGCUGUCCGGAUAACCCCUCUGAAGUAUGCCCAGAUCUGUUUCUGGAUACAUGGAAACUAUGCAGACUGCCAAGAUGGUUGAUUAAAACUUAAAUGGCCUUGACCAGCACCUAUGAUACAUUAAAACCUGUACUGAUAUUGGAUUUAGAAGACAAGAAAAUAAUGGGAAAACAUGUUGUAUACAAAUCUAGGAUCUCUGAAUUUUGGAUUAGAUGCUUUUAAAAAAAAAAUGAAAAAUAUAUUUAUAAGUGACAGGGGGCAAAUCAGAAGAAGCUUAAUGAGCCUUAUUAAAUGUGCUUUUCCUACAGAAAAUUGAUUUAACCUUUAAAGCAUGGGUGUACAAAUCGGGUCCCUGUGUUCCAGAGUCCUCCAGGUUUUCUAGGUAUCAAUUGUUUAAGACCUUGAAGGAGGUUCAAUUAAAUAAUUUAGGACCAGAUUUGUGCAUCCUAGCUUUAAAACAACAAGCUCAAAUAGUUAAUUAAAAGAUUGGUUUGUUGAGAGGUUGAUCAAGAAAUGUGUUUUUAAAAGGGUUUAAAGCACCUUUAACGGAAACGUAAAAUCCUAGAAGCUCUGGAUAUUAUCAGUGCCUCGCGCUGGAUUGGAUUUGUUCAUUUAGUUUUAUUUGGCCGCAGCCUAAAGCGCUUUGCAUCUUUUGUGUUUUUAAUUUCCUUCUGAUAAGUUAAUUGUAAGGAAUAAAAACACAAGAAGUCUCAAAAAGAAUUAGACAUGUUUAAAAAGAAAAUUAACAGCAACUCAUAUUGAACUAAAUGUAUAAAUAAUAUCAGAAUGAGUUCAUCUUCUGGCUGGAUCCCUAAUAUUGCAAUCCCUAAUGUUACUUUAGGUACGUAAUUCAAGAUGACCGCUAAUCAGGGUCUGUGAAACCAGCCAUGCUUUCACAGUUACAGAUUUUUUUUAAGUAAUUAGUUUUGUCUUUUAUUGAAAGAGACUAGGUGCAAAAUUAUGUUUUAGUGCUUUCUUUUUUUAAGUAGUAGGCAUUAGAUUUCUCCCCCACUUCCCCUAAAAGCUGGUGCUAAAGUGUUCCUUUUCAUUUAAAUUGUUAUCUUCUGUAAAUUGUUUGACAAAGACGGGACCAACUUCAUUAUUAAAUUAAAAUUUGUGUUCAGUCUAGAAAUUGUACAGGUUUCAGUUCUUAGUUUUUUUUUUUUUUAAUUAAAGUAGUACUUUAUUAAUGUACAUUAAAAUCAUGGUGCUUAUUGAUCUCUCUAAUUAAAACAGUGGCAAGUUUAGGGUGCUAAUUUAAUUCUAAUGUGUACAAAUUAAGAGGGACCGAUCAGAAUAUAAUAUUAAAUAAAUAAGUAUUACUAUAUUGAAUGUGAUGAUAUAUUGAAUGGGUUGGGGUAAUUCAAUAAAAUAAAGCAAUUUGUUUCAAGUAGUAUUUUUAAAUGGAGGUGAUGAGAAGAACCUCUGUAUUUACAUUUGUAUUCCCCAGUUUAUAUCAUUGAUUGUGUGUGUGAUGUGUGCUGUUCCCACACGUAUAUAUAUAUAUAUAUAUAUAUAUAUAUAUAUAUAUGAGUAAGAAAUAUCUGUCCAUGUAAUGUUUAGUUUUAAAGAAGUAGCUUUUUGUGAUGAUGUUAAUGUUUUGUUCUGUUUUAAAAUGACAGAUCUGGCACGUUCAGUCUACACAGUGAUUUGUUUUAUCUGUGUACUACCAAAGUGUGGAAUUAAACACUAAAUAAACAUUUUAAAAAAA
This is a messenger RNA of Acipenser ruthenus (sterlet), 3026 nucleotides long. RefSeq names its product serine protease 35 (gene prss35). The record is from RefSeq and is a predicted model, not a curated record. Bases 258 to 1397 code for a protein of 379 amino acids. NCBI's taxonomy places the organism in Eukaryota, Metazoa, Chordata, Actinopteri, Acipenseriformes, Acipenseridae. Gene Ontology annotation, molecular function: serine-type endopeptidase activity. The transcript has 2 exons. Gene Ontology annotation, biological process: proteolysis.